UCGCAGACGGCAGUGAGACGGAAGGGGUGCACGUGACUGGAGGGAGUGCGUGCCCGCGUGCGGCAGCAGACGACUGAUUUUUGAGUGGAGGGCGACGAAGCGAAGAAAGCAGACGACAGGUUUGGGUUGAACCUCUGUGCUGUGCGGAACCGAAGGGGGUUUCUUUUUUGGAUCAUCAACGGAGACGAACCGGGUGAAAGAACAUCGGUUUUGUGAUCGUCGUCUGCGAGCACUGGGGAGCCAGCAAGAUGGCGGAAGCUUUGCUGUGAAAACACGCACGGAAGGCAAAGAGUCGCAUAGCUGUACGCGGCGGGAAGUAUGCGAAGUGUCGGCAGUGGUGCGGAAAACAAAGCGACGGUUGUACGUGCAGCACAGCUGAAGGCAUCAUCUUAGGCUCAAUCGAUCGAGCCGCGCGCGCGCUGCCGGCCAUAGACGGGGACACAGGCGCGAGGCUGGAUAGGAGCUCUAGCGAGGACAGCUGCUUCUCUUGGUGUGCGACUUGGCGAGACAUUGGAAAAGUUUUGAUGCCGGCCGAAUUCAUCAUGGAUAUCUCUCGUCAUUCCUCCUCCAGCGAGCUGGGAGGGCAGCUUAUGUCCCAAGGGGAACAAGAACUGGCCACCAAGAUGUUACAGAUCCAGUCGAAACGGUUUUACCUAGACGUCAAACAGAACAGAAGAGGUCGUUUUAUCAAGGUUGCCGAGGUGCAGCAAGUGGGAAUGGCCGGCAGAAAGAGCCGCCUUCUGCUUGCCAUGUCUACAGCAGCGGAGUUCCGAGACCAUCUGACGUCCUUCAGUGAUGUAUACUCCUCUCUAGGUCCUCCUAACCCAGAAAACUUACCUGAAGAUGGCAAGCUCAAAAGCGAGAUCAUGGUGAAGGACAACAGACGCUACUACCUGGACUUGAAAGAAAACUCUCGGGGACGAUUUUUAAGGGUUUCUCAAACAAUAACCCGAGGUGGUCCUAGGUCUCAAAUUGCCAUCCCCGCACAGGGUUUGAUAGAGUUCCGAGAUGCACUCACUGACCUAUUAGAAGAGUUUGGAACAGACGACGGAGGUUUCAAGGGUGAACUACCAGAAGGACGGCAUAUGCGUGUAGAAAAUAAAACUUUUUAUUUUGAUAUUGGGCAGAAUAGUCGGGGAAUCUACAUGCGCAUAUCGGAGGUGAAGAACAAUUUCAGAGCUGCAAUCACCAUUCCAGAGAAGUCAUGGGCACGCUUCCGUGACUCCUUUUCCGACUACGUGGAGAAAAUGAAAGAACUGACGGAAAAGUCUGCCGAGGGCAGCAAGUGAGGAGGGCGAGUUUUAAUGUUUUAAAAAGGAGGGACAUAAACACAUAGAUGACAUCAAGACACAAAGAGACGGCACAACGUGCGACAAAAAAACGACGAAAAGAAGAGAAGAAAGAAAAAGAGUGACGCAGCACGUGACAACGGCAUGCCAGUGGCCCUUCUCUCCCCUUCCUACAUCGCCAUUACAUUUUUAUCGCGAUCGUCCUCGGCGGAAACUGUGAGUUAACUGCACGACGCAACAGACUUGGCAAAGUGUUCUUCCGUUUCUCUCUCUCUCUCUUUUUUUUUUUUUUCCGUUAUAAGGAAUGAAAUGGCGUAAACAUAUUCGCACCGCGUCAUAGGGGAGUUGUUGCCACAGGAUUGAAAUUGUGUGUAUAGGCGUGUUGAGUCCGUCUCUUGUCUCGAUGUUUUUUUGUUUGUUUUUUUCGGAGGUGGUGAGAGAGAGAAAAAAAACAUGGUUAGGGAAGUCACGCAUGGCUUACGGCCGAGCCAACGCUUUGUUAUAGUGCUGUAAUGUUUGUUCAUUCGGGGGAGGGGAUACAGAGGUACAGGAAGGUUUGGUCUCCUGCUAUGGCUAACCCCCCCCCCCACUGUUGAGAGUUGUUCGCGACGAUGGUCCGGCCGUUUUCCCGGUGUUGUUGUUGGUUCCUUGGGCUGGCCUUUAUGAAAGUUAUGAGCCCCCCCGUGGCUGCGGACGGCAUUGAACCCGGUGAUAGUGAGUGAGACAGAGAGGACAGAGAUAUAGAUAUUAAUAAAAAGGUGGUGUGAUUGGAGAGACGGAUGCGAGGUUUUUGUUUGGGUGGUCUGCGUUUCUGCAGCUGUUGUUGUCCCUUUGGGACACCUGGUCGUCGGCAAAACCAGUGAGGUUGAUUUUGUGCGGAGUCCUAAGACACUAAUGCUGCGGGAGGUGUACAGGAUGAAUGUUCCAUUAAAGGAAUGAGGGUGUUGGGAGCACAUUGUUGUAUUUAGCUCACGGAAAAAAUGAAGCAUCACGGUUGGGAAGGACAUGGGUUUGUUGAGGCACCUGGCUUCAUUUUGAGCACCACGCUUGACAACAGCAGGCAGGAGAAGGAUGUGCCGUGGCAGCCAAGCCACGACAAGUAGACUAAGCUGAAAAAGAAAACAAACCAAAAAAAAAGCUUGCAUUUUUUUAUACUGUUCAAACUGUAGGAAGUUUUUUGAUCACGACAGAUGGUUCUUCGAAGGAAAGAGUACCACACGUGUGCUGUUUUGUGAAUCGAGGUUUUACUGGAGCAUGCUUCUGGCCCUCUGGUGUUGAUAUGAUAAGAGGAAGUGACACACAAGCAGAAGACGUCCAACUAGCUCUUCAUCAAAGCAAACCAGUCAAGUUUGUCCACGAGAACUAUGCCUCCUCCUCCUGGGCAGUUUCACAUGAGGCACUGCUAUUUGGUGUGCCAGUUGCGUAAGACAGAGACAAGGCUUACAGAACUGCCGACCCUUGGUGUGUGCAUGGUGUAUUGCAUUGAAAGAGCUCUGCAUAGUCUCAGCAGAGAGCUGUGCUUUGUGCUGCGUCAGCAGCUUUGUAAGACUGGUACAGUCUAAGAAUAUUCUCAAAACCUGGUCCUAGCACCUCAUAAUAGAUACAUAUAUUUAAGUGUCUGAGGAGAGCAAGUGGUGUAAUUUACCAAAAUAGGAACACCAAGGCGUCCUGUCACGUUAUCUUCCUCUUCAUGACCAUUUUGACGUCAAGUGUGUUGGAAUGUGAUUAAUUCUCUCUCGAAGCAUUUGUGCAGCAUGAAAGCACUUGCUUUGAAGUUGCUGGAGUCAUGUGAAACAGCCCAGGAGGACGAGAUGAUGAAAAGUCGCCUUAUGACUCGGCACUAAUGAGGGACGCAGUGCUGUAACGUGGUCCUCGUGUCAGUGGUCCCGACUGGUCGCCUCAGUGUGUAACUUCGUAUCAAUUUUAGCUGACUGUUGUGUUUUGCUCGCUGUUGAGGUGGAACAACAAGUAGCUUCGUUUGUUCGAGAAGCCCAUAUUUAGAAAUUUCAGGGCACACAUACACACAUCUGUGAAAAAUGUUGAAGAACCUCGGAUGCAAGUUCUUGGCGUGUUUGCUUUCAACUAGGUUCUCUUGCGACACCUCUCGGCUUGGUUUUCUGUCAACGCGAUGUUAGGUUUUUUUUCUCUUCUUACCGGUGUUCUGCUGCGCUUUGUUGUCGUGACGGGGCAUGUUUAGAUGUUUUAUAUUAUAAUAAUAACAAGCGAAGCAAAGGGAAAGUUGACCUGUUGGAGAUGUGAGGCAAAUAAAGUUUAGAAAGUUUGUA
Messenger RNA from Ornithodoros turicata, 3574 nucleotides. It is a transcript of the gene Pur-alpha, whose product is annotated as transcriptional regulator protein Pur-beta-like. Lineage: Eukaryota; Metazoa; Arthropoda; Arachnida; Ixodida; Argasidae. The transcript is spliced from 6 exons. Bases 525 to 1289 code for a protein of 254 amino acids. Gene Ontology annotation, molecular function: RNA polymerase II transcription regulatory region sequence-specific DNA binding; DNA-binding transcription factor activity, RNA polymerase II-specific; purine-rich negative regulatory element binding. Gene Ontology annotation, biological process: regulation of transcription by RNA polymerase II. The record is from RefSeq and is a predicted model, not a curated record. Gene Ontology annotation, cellular component: nucleus.